AUGUCAUUCGAAAGAGUUACUCAUGACUCUCAUUUGGUCAACGAGAGAUACUCUUGGCCAACCUGGUCUGCAGAUGUGGAACGGCGCUCUGCUAGGCAGAUACUGGAUCUUUGCUACCCCCAGAGCUUUGCUAUCCUCACCUUUCCUGCCCUCAUCUUUCCUGCUCUCACCUUUCCUGCUCUCACCUUUCCUGCUCUCACCUUUCCUGCUCUCACCUUUCCUGCUCUCACCUUUCCUGCUCUCACCUUUCCUGCUCUCACCUUUCCUGCCCUCACCUUUCCUGCCCUCACCUGUCCUGCCCUCACCUGUCCUGCCCUCACCUGUCCUGCCCUCACCUGUCCUGCCCUCACCUGUCCUGCCCUCACCUGUCCUGCCCUCACCUGUCCUGCCCUUCUACCUCACCUUAGUCUUUUCUGCCUCAUACGCAGAGAACGAAAACCCCCGGGGAUCUGCCUCCGGGAGUCCUUCAACAAUUCCCUAUCCCUAGUCGACCAUGGCAACACAUCUGUGUUGAUUUUAGGUCAUUCCCAAAGUCCAAAACGUGAGUUUGCAUCUGCUAGCAUAGACGGUGAGCCCAGCUUUCAAGGGGUCCCUGAGAUGAUCGUGAAACGUACUGCUCCAUCAGCAGUGCCGGUGCGGUUUCAUAUGAGAGGGAGCGAUAUCGCACCUGUGUCGACAGUGUUCCGCAAGGAACAAUACAGCACGACUGGAAUGUUAGGGAACGCCGCCGAUCUAGCAUCGAUUAUUGAAGGGCGUAUGUCUCCUCAUCUUCGACACGGCAACCGAACCCUCCAAGAGAGUUCGAAUUUCACACGUCUCCAACCGAUAUUACAGCACUGGGUGAUACAGGGCCACUCCCCGCCCGUUCUGCAACGGGUUCUACCCGCCGUCUGCUUCCAUCGGUCUAGAGAAGAUGGGCUGAAGGAUUUACGUACCUGGUCCCCUAAGGCUCGAGCAUAA
Aspergillus ochraceoroseus IBT 24754 is the source of this 960-nucleotide messenger RNA. RefSeq lists its product as uncharacterized. The transcript has 5 exons. Bases 1 to 960 code for a protein of 319 amino acids. NCBI's taxonomy places the organism in Eukaryota, Fungi, Ascomycota, Eurotiomycetes, Eurotiales, Aspergillaceae. The record is from RefSeq and is a predicted model, not a curated record.